Messenger RNA from Platichthys flesus (European flounder), 2249 nucleotides. It is a transcript of the gene trim35-13, whose product is annotated as tripartite motif containing 35-13. Gene Ontology annotation, molecular function: zinc ion binding; protein binding. The transcript is spliced from 6 exons. The record is from RefSeq and is a predicted model, not a curated record. NCBI's taxonomy places the organism in Eukaryota, Metazoa, Chordata, Actinopteri, Pleuronectiformes, Pleuronectidae. Bases 77 to 1486 code for a protein of 469 amino acids.
UAAAAUGAGGAAGCUGUGCAGAGCCAUGGGAGGGGCCUGGGAUCCACGCCUUGCCAUCCAAACACUGUGAGUGAGUAUGGCCAGCAGAAGUGCUCAUCUGCAGGAUGACCUUUCCUGUCCGAUCUGUGGUCAUAUUCUCAGCAAGCCAGUGGUGCUCAAUUGCAGGCACCGAUUCUGUAAAGCCUGUCUGAAAGACAGCUGGGACACACAAGGCGCUGGGGAUUCACACUACUGUCCUCUGUGCUGGCGCCGUUCCUCCAUGGAACAAAUAGUUGUGAGCUCGGUGCUGGAGAAGGCCUGUGAGUCGUUCAAGGAGGACAGCAGGAAGAACGACCCAGAGGCUUGUAAAGAACAUGGGGAGAAGCUCUCCAUGUUCUGUUUGGAGGAUUUGGAGCCGAUCUGUGGGGUGUGCGUGAAGGCAGCUGCACACGCCGGACACAGGCUUUACCCCAUCGGGGAAGGUGCUCAUGACUGUAAGGAGGAACUGAAGAGUGCCCUGGUGCCUCUGAAAGACAAGUUGCAGCUGUACAAGAAGGCGAAAGUGGUCUGCGAGGAGAUGGCCGAACACGUGAAGAACCAGGCCGAACACACUGAAACACAGAUCCGAGAAGAAUUCGAAGCCCUCCAGUGUUUCCUGAGGGACCAGGAGGCUGCAAGACUUUCCUCUCUAAAGGCUGAGGAGGCUCAGAAGAAGCUGAUCCUUAACCAGAGGAUCGAGGAGAUGAACAAUGAAAUGACGUCUCUCUCCAACACCAUCAGAUUAGUGGAGCAGGAGAUGAAAUGUCACGACAUCGCAUUUCUUAAGAAUUACAAGGAGACCGUAAGGAGAACCUGGCGGAAUUCCCUUGACCCACAACGGAUUUCUGGUGCUCUGAUCGAUGUGGCCAACCACUUGGGCUCACUGAAGUACAAAGUGUGGGAGAAGAUGAAGAGUAUAGUUAGAUACAACCCUGUGAUUCUGGAUCCCAACACAGCAGCAAGCUGCUUCAUCCUCUCGGAGAAUCUCACAGUGGUACAGAACUCUACCCAGAUCUUCAAGCUGCCAGACAACCCUGAACGCUUUGACAUCAGUGCCGAGAUGCUGGCCGCUGAGGGCUACUUCUCUGGACGCCACACCUGGGAGGUGGAGGUGAAGGACAACACCUACUGGGUGGUGGGAAUCGCCAGCGACUCCAUCAACAGGAAGGGGAAGCACGUGCUGACACCAGCGGAGGGGUUCUGGACUAUUCGCUUUCGCAACGGAGAGCACAAGGCCUGCACGGCGCCAUGGGAGCCGCUGACCAUGACGAAGAAGCCGGGAGUAAUAAAAGUGGUUUUAGACAUGGACCGAGGCAAGGUGUCCUUUUACGACCCUGGAGAGAGGACGCCUCUCUACACAUUCAUGGAUGUCAUCACACCCAGGGCCUUUCCCUACUUUUGCAGUGCCUGCAAAGAGCAUCCACUGAGAGUCCUACACACCAGGAUAUCCGUGUCAACAGACUAUUAAUUCAGCAUUAUUGAAGGAGAUGAUCACAGUUUACAGCACAUGAAAUCUGUAACUGCACCUCAAAUGAACGACUGAAACAAAGAAAUGUUUAAAUUUUUUAAUUUGCGUUAAAACAAAUGUAGUCUGAAUGAUUUGAACUUGUAAACAGUGUCACAAUCUCUACCACUCAUAUUACUACAUUGAUAAGAUUUAUUACAUAAUAUAAGAGUAACAAUGUGUGACUCGGGUUUGCAUGGCACACUAACUACUGUGAUUUUUUUUCCAAUUUCUUUUGAACCCUUUUCCAAGAAAAACAUGAAACAGGUGUGGAGUUUCAUAUAAGGCACAUACAGUACGUGUAUUUGCUAACCCAAGCCAGUGUUUUUCAGAGGCUCAAAUAUGACAUUGAGAUUAGUUUUCCAUUGCAUUAAAAAGACUCUAUGGUUAGUGUUGGAUUUAGUUGCCUAGUGUACAGCAUGUUGAAGUCUGGUCUUUUGAGUUUCAUCCAAACACAUGGCCGUAAGUAUCUUCACUCUCAAGUGUUGGCUAAACCUACACAGAAAUAAACUUGCAGCAUAUUCCAAACAUUGGUAAAAUACCCUGUAACAGAGUUUGACUUGACGCUAACCGUGCAGUCCUAAUCACGUUAUUGUAACAUGCUCCUAUGUCAAACGGGUUAUGGGAGACACCCAUUCUAUGACUGGCGAGGCUCAAAGGCUUUUUGAGGUGUUCUUUUAACAUUUUUAAAAAAGUUAUUAAAGGAAAUAAAUGCCCUCACAUUGUG